AUUAGAAUGCAUAAAAUAUACCCAUGACUUUGGAAAUGCCACAUGACAUGACCCUUACAUGAAAAAAUGAUACAUAGAAUAUUAGAAUUUAGAAUGCACAAAAUGACAAAAUAUACAGGAAAGAUCAGAAUUUGGCUCUGAAUUUAGAAGUUGGCAGUGUCUGUUUCUGGCAACACCAUAGACACUCACCCAAGUAUGACGACGUGGAACUACAUGGCUGCACCGUUACACCAUUAUUUACCCUUUUAACAAAAUUCCUAGUGUGUUUUUUUUCACUAGAUUAUUUGAAAAGUUCUGCUUAUUAUUAUUUUUAUUUUUUUGUAACAGAAAGUUCUGCUUAUUCACUACUUUACUUCUUUGUAUUAUUUCAGAAUUUGUAACUAGCAGGUGUUGGGUGGUGAGUUGAAAGCAGGAAAGGUGGUGAGUGAAUAACAAUGACAAUUUGGCAAGUUGCGUGAUUAAACGGGAAUUAGAUAAUAAUAAGAUUUCAUCAAAGCCUUGAUUGAAGGGCUUAUCUAUCAAUAGUCAUACAUUUUAAACUUUAAACCACACAAGAAGAUUAGGCUACACGUCACCGAAGGUGUUCACCAUACCAUACUUGAUUUCAUAUAUACUAAUUGUCAGUAAGCAACCCGAAACUCAUUCCAUGAAGUAAUAAAGGAGUGCCUACAAAUUCAUAUCUGUUGUGUCGUUACCAUUAUGCGUGAAUCUUAUGAUGAAAAACAAAGUUCAGAGUCCUUGAAAAGAACUUCAUACCAGAAUGUUAAAGAGCAACAACUUGAUUUCUUUUCUGUUUUUGCAAAACUAAAAAACUUAGUCUCAAUCAAUCAAAUUUUCAAAUAUAACUACAAAAACUACUAAAGUUACAAAAAACUACAAAACUACUAUCUGUCCUAAAUAAAUAUUUCUAUUACAAGAAAAGGCUAAACGUUUUCUUUUUAGGUUCUCUUAAUAAUUUCAAAGGCUAAAUCUAAAAGGUAAAACUAAAAUCUUCACAAUCUCUCUGAAUGUUUACACCGCUGGUAUUGUUAUACAAGGCUAGUAAUAUCACUGAUAAAGUGAAGAACCAGUUGAGAAAAUGCACUCCAUCCCAACAUGAUCUCUCAUAUAGUUCACUUUAAACAAUAAUUAUAACAAAAGUAUUGGGUUAUAGUUCGUAUUGGGUUAUAGUUCACUUUAAAUACAUUUAUAGUAUUUUACCAAAAUUUUUUUUUAUAGUUGUAACUUGCAUAUAUAUAAAUGUAUUUUAAAAACGUAGAUAUAAUAUUAUAGAUACACGUUCAUGAUAAUGUUUUCAAAGUCUUGUAUAAAAUUAUUGGAGCAAGUUGCCUUUGACAACUAGGAAAACUGAGCCAAGAAAUGGGCGUCGCCCAAUUGAUUAGGAAUAUUAACCAGUUGUAACGUAGCUGAACCAAAAUAACAUACUGAAUAUAUUUGUUUUCUCUAUAACGUUUUGGUUAAUGUAAUGUUUUCUUGAAAAAUUAAAAUAGUAAAAGUACUAAUAUGGUUUCUUCUACUUAAUUAUCCGGUACACCCGCAGAAUUUUUCUCCCCUCCUAUAACUCCAUAACACGAAAACGAAAACAUAACACAAAAAUGUUUUAAAAUCAAAUGUGACAAAGAAGGAAACAACAACAGUUACAACAACAAAAAAGGAAACAAAAGCAUGAAGAUUUCUCCACAUUGUUUGGUUUCUCUAUUUUCAAUCAUCCUUUUGUCGGGAUUCGCCUCGUCUCUCCACAUCUCUCUUGAUGCGUUUGUGUCACACCCAGCCACAAGCCGAGCUCUUCUUCGGGCAAAGAAACCAUGCAAAGAAGAUUUUGCGAGCAAGGAUUACACAAUCAUAACGAGUAGAUGCAAAGGACCAAAGUAUCAAGCCAAGGCAUGUUGCUCGGCCUUCAAGGACUUUGCAUGCCCAUACGCGGAAAUUAUUAGCGAUGAAACGACACUAUGUGCUGCCGAUAUGUUCUGCUACAUCCAAAUCUAUGGACGUUAUCCUCUGGGCAUAUUCGCAAACAUGUGUAAAGAAGGCAAAGAAGGGCUUGAUUGCACCAACGUCAAGGCAACCUCUACGUCUUCUCGUGGAUAACUCCCACUUGUUUCCACACACGCAUUGCUUUUCACCGUUCUCUUGUUUUGCCUUUUCUAAAGACAUAUAAAAUGUUACCAGUGGCGGACCCAACAAAAAAGUUCUACUGAGGUCACACAAUGUAAAUAAAGUGUAUUUUAAAUGUAAAAAAGGUAAAUAUAUGGUUCAUUGCGGAGCUUCAAAAUCGUGUUGAGGGGUCAUUACGUGCACUUUCAAAUCAACUGAGCCAGAAUUAACUAAUCAACUAAUCAAAAUGGGUUACAUUACAUUAUUUACUGGUGUCAACUAAUCUCACUUCUCUUCAAAUAGGUCCGCCCAUGUAUGUUACGAUAUGUAUGACCGGUUUUGUGUACAGUCGGAUUAAAGAUUUUUCAAAUUUUAAAGAAUUAUUACACAUUACUAUAAAACAAAAAAGCUUAAACAUUAAAAUCAACAAUUGUUGUUGGUAAAUCAUAGAAACUAUAUCAAACUUUGUCAAAUGAGAAGAAUGCUUUGGUUAUCGGUGAGCAGUAACAAGGGUCUCAAUGAACCUUAACCCAUCAAACCUUGGAGCAAACUUUUUAUCUCCCCCUUCUUCCGAACCCUUCUUCUUCCUCUGUUUCUCCUUUGAAUCCUACUCAAAACCAGUCAAAUAAAA
Molecule: messenger RNA, 2725 nt
Organism: Brassica rapa (field mustard)
Lineage: Eukaryota; Viridiplantae; Streptophyta; Magnoliopsida; Brassicales; Brassicaceae
Product: GPI-anchored protein LLG3
Source: RefSeq, a predicted model, not a curated record